Molecule: messenger RNA, 1872 nt
Organism: Cercocebus atys (sooty mangabey)
Lineage: Eukaryota; Metazoa; Chordata; Mammalia; Primates; Cercopithecidae
Gene: KCTD14
Product: potassium channel tetramerization domain containing 14
Exons: 2
Coding region: 259-1026 (255 amino acids)
Biological process (GO): protein homooligomerization
Molecular function (GO): protein binding
Source: RefSeq, a predicted model, not a curated record
AGAAAAGGAAGGAAAUUAAUCUAUAUCAAAAGGUCAGUACUUAAAGGGUCUGCUCCAUUUCUCAGUCUCCAAAGUCAGCCCUCCUCAGGGUCUAACAACUUUUAAAAGCCCUAAAUAGACAGACUGUUCAUUUCCUUCUGCACUUGGCCAGGUCUCACUGCAAGCCACGCCUGGCCCAGCCCCGUCCCGCCUUGAGCCUCGGUGUCCCCACCUAGGGGCGGGCAGCCAGGGGCACUUCCGCUGGCCCAAGUGAUCUGCAUGUGGCAGGGCUGCGCAGUGGAGCGGCCAGCGGGCAGGAUGACGAGCCAGACCCCUCUGCCCCAGUCCCCCCGGCCCGGGCGGCUGACGAUGUCCACCGUUGUGGAGCUGAACGUGGGGGGUGAGUUCCACACAACCACCCUGGGUACCCUGAGGAAAUUUCCGGGCUCAAAGUUGGCAGAGAUGUUCUCUAGCUCAGCCAAGGCCUCCAUGGAUGCAGAGGGCCGCUUCUUCAUCGACCGCCCCAGCACCUAUUUUAGACCCAUCCUGGACUACCUGCGCACUGGGCAAGUGCCCACACAGCACAUCCCUGAAGUGUACCGUGAGGCUCAGUUCUAUGAAAUCAAGCCUUUAGUCAAGCUGCUGGAGGACAUGCCGCAGAUCUUUGGUGAGCAGGUGUCUCGGAAGCAGUUUCUCCUGCAAGUGCCGGGCUAUGGCGAGAACCUGGAGCUCAUGGUGCGCCUGGCGCGUGCAGAGGCCAUAACAGCGCGGAAGUCCAGCGUGCUUGUGUGCCUGGUGGAAACGGAGGAGCAGGAUGCAUAUUAUUCAGAGGUCCUGUGUUUUCUGCAGGAUAAGAAGAUGUUCAAGUCCGUUGUCAAGUUUGGGCCCUGGAAGGCAGUCCUAGACAACAGUGACCUCAUGCACUGCCUGGAGAUGGACAUUAAGGCCCAGGGGUACAAGGUAUUCUCCAAGUUCUACCUGACGUACCCCACCAAAAGAAACGAAUUCCAUUUUAACAUUUAUUCAUUCACCUUCACCUGGUGGUGAUCCUCAGGAGCAGAGACUGUUACGAGUUCUGGCAUGGCUUAUGAAAUUAAAAGUUGCCAUCAAUGCCAUUUUCCUUUAAUUUCACAAGCAUCAGGCAAUUUCCAGGGUUGGUCUAGAGCCUUGCCCCUAAAUAUUGAUCUCCCAUUUAAGGACUUUCCACUCUAUUGCAACUGACACCACUAUGUUUGCCUAGCAACUUGCAGCUGCUUCCUCUUCAAAGCCUCAUGUAUCUUUAAGAAUGUUUCAACAAUGCAUUGGCAAGAGAUGUGGAAUGACAACAGGAACAUACAAGAUACUCUGAAUCUAGAUGUUCUGACCUAAAGAUGUAGUCUACCUAGCCCCAGCUUGUGGUCCAAUCCAUCUGUCUCUGGCAUGUGCCCUCAUGUAGCAGGUGCUUUCCUGAUCCCCUUUAUGAGAUGCUGUGGGUGCUAAAACCUCAGAGCUGUCCUCUUCUCUAGAGUGGAGGUUUUCAAAGUGCAUCAUCAGCAUUACCUGUGAACUUGCUGGAAAUACAAAUUCUCAGACCCCACCCCAGACUUACCGAAUCAGAAUUUCCAGGGGUUGGCACAGCAUUCUGAUUUACCAAACCCUCCAAGUGAUUUUGAUGUAUUCUAAUUUUGAGACCAUCUCUAGAAAAGAAUUGCUACCUCUUGUAUGGAGGUACAAAAGACUGACCUCUUACAUCGAGGAACUUCCUUCCCCAGAGCUCCUCAUGGAAUCAGGCUGAAGUCAGUCUUCUUCUGAGAGCACAUUCUUACUUAAUUUUUUUUUUUUUUCCUGUUCUACGCUGCUUCCCUCACUCCCCUUCUCCUAAGAGCACUCCAUCAAUAAACCACUUGCAUGAGA